Messenger RNA from Dothidotthia symphoricarpi CBS 119687, 300 nucleotides. RefSeq lists its product as uncharacterized. The transcript has a single exon. Bases 1 to 300 code for a protein of 99 amino acids. Lineage: Eukaryota; Fungi; Ascomycota; Dothideomycetes; Pleosporales; Dothidotthiaceae. The record is from RefSeq and is a predicted model, not a curated record.
AUGGUUCACGGCAAGUCGGGCCCAGAAUCAGGAUCAGGCGCAGGCUCAGGAUCAGGGGCGCGGGUGUCAGCCAGGCAGGACAGGACCAGGCAAGGCCGACGUUGGGCAUGGUGUGGAGAGCAGCCGCUAGCGUGCGUGCUUCAGCCCUCAGCCGUCGACCAUGACCGUCGCAAACGUCCGUCCGCCUUCCCGGAUCCUGCUGUGGCUGCCAGGCACACGACACCAAAGCGCCCUCCCCCAGCACCCCCGGCCUCUGCUGGCGACCCUGCCUUUGCGCUGCAUGCCUCUUUGACUGUCUGA